Molecule: messenger RNA, 901 nt
Organism: Myotis brandtii (Brandt's bat)
Lineage: Eukaryota; Metazoa; Chordata; Mammalia; Chiroptera; Vespertilionidae
Product: peptidyl-glycine alpha-amidating monooxygenase-like
Exons: 2
Coding region: 29-286 (85 amino acids)
Source: RefSeq, a predicted model, not a curated record
GAGGAGGGUGAUCGGGGCUCCUUUUGAAAUGUGCCAUCUUUUUCUAGCAGAUUCUGAACAUAAACUCGAGUCAAGUUCAGGAAGAGUGCUGGGAAAACUUAGAGGGAAGGGAAGUGGAGGCUUAAACCUUGGAAAUUUCUUUGCGAGCCGUAAAGGCUACAGUCGCAAAGGGUUUGACCGCCUAAGCACCGAGGGCAGUGACCAAGAGAAAGAUGAAGAUGACGGGAGUGAAUCGGAAGAGGAGUAUUCGGCACCGCUGCCCCCACCCGCCCCUCCCUCCUCCUGAGCGCCCAGCUUUGGUCUGGUUGAGGAGGUGUACCAAGAAUGCCCGAUUCUUUUCCCUUUCGCACGUUAAAGUUUUGUGUGUUUAAUUGUAAACUGUACAAGUCUGUGUGGGACUGUACACAUUUUAUUUACUUCAUUUGGGUUUAGUUGGCCUCUAGUUGAGGAGUUUCCUACAAGUACAUAACAGUGCCAUGGUCUUUAUAUAUGGGCAUAGACUAGAGAAACAGUCCUCUUCUUCCAUCACACUACUAAUUUAUGAUGGAAGGCUUGCUCAUUUACAUUUCUGAGACUUUUCUGUAGAUGUAAAUAAGCCCACUCUGCUUGAACACAGUAUUUUCCCAAUAGCGCUUCCAUUGCCAAUGUCUUUCUUUGGUGCCUUUCCUGUUCAGCAUUCUCAGCCUGAUGACAAAGCUGCUAAAUCUCCUAUUUUUUUAAAAUCACUAGCAUUAUAUUGCAACAAGGGAAAGAAAAAAGUCUCUAUUUAAAUUCUUUUUUUAAAUUUUCUUCUUCAGUUGGUGUGUUUUUGGGAUGUCUUAUUUUUAGAUGGUUCCACUGUUAGAACACUAUUUUCAGAAUCUGAAUGUAACUUGUGUAAUAAAGUGUUUUCAGAGCAUUA